Messenger RNA from Gigantopelta aegis, 2175 nucleotides. Its product is annotated as aspartate--tRNA ligase, cytoplasmic-like. The coding region runs from base 92 to 1699 and encodes 535 amino acids. Gene Ontology annotation, molecular function: RNA binding; ATP binding; aspartate-tRNA ligase activity. Gene Ontology annotation, cellular component: aminoacyl-tRNA synthetase multienzyme complex; cytosol; cytoplasm. Gene Ontology annotation, biological process: aspartyl-tRNA aminoacylation. The transcript is spliced from 15 exons. The record is from RefSeq and is a predicted model, not a curated record. Lineage: Eukaryota; Metazoa; Mollusca; Gastropoda; Neomphalida; Peltospiridae.
GUGCUGUGUGCGCGAGUUGCACUUGAUUGCACAAGAACGCGUGAGGGGAAAUAAACAUCGGACUCCCGGUUGAAUUCAAUCAACGGACAUAAUGGCCGAAGUGGAUUCGGGAAUUUCGGAGUACGAUAGUCUGAGGAGACCCGAUGGCGACGCCCCCCUGUCUAAAAAAGCCCUGAAGAAGCAACAGAAGGAAGCUGAGAAGGCAGCUAAGAAAGCUCAACACAAACUGGGUAAAGAUCAGCAGUCGCAUGCGGACGUUGAAACGGAAGACUAUGCGAAGGAUUUCUACGGGAAUUUGCCGAUGAUCCAGUCUAGGGAGAAAGUGGACCGCACACUGCACCGAGUGAGCGGCCUCACGCCGAGUCGGGCCGACGAGAAAGUCUGGAUCCGAGGAAGACUCCAUACCAGUCGAAGCAAAGGCAAACAGUGUUUUUUCGUUGUGCGACAACAGAAGUGGACGGUGCAGGCUCUAGUCUCGGUGGGUGACAGAGUCAGUAAACAGAUGAUCAAGUUUGUCGCUGCUGUGUCUAAGGAAUCUAUUAUCGAUGUGGAGGGCUACAUCAGAACGGUGCCCAACAAGAUUGACUCGUGUUCACAGGAAGACGUGGAACUCCAUGUAGAACAGGUGUGGGUUGUGUCCCCGGCUGUUCCGAGACUUCCUCUACAAGUAGAAGACGCCAGUCGACCAGAAACUGAGGAUGCCCUAGCGCGUGUCAACCAGGACACAAGGCUAGAUAACCGAGUGAUUGACCUGCGGACGCAAAGCAACCAGGCGCUGUUCCGCGUGGAGGCGGGGUUGUGCAAAUAUUUCAGGAACUACCUUGAGAAGCAAGGCUUUGUGGAAAUCCACACACCAAAAAUUAUAUCAGCUGCGUCGGAGGGUGGGGCCAACGUAUUUGAAGUGUCCUAUUUCAAGUCAAAGGCUUUCCUGGCGCAGUCUCCACAGCUGUACAAACAGAUGGCCGUGUGCGGAGAUCUUGACCGAGUGUUCACGGUCGGUGCAGUUUUCAGGGCUGAAGAUUCUAACACGCAUCGUCACUUAACGGAGUUCGUUGGUCUUGACCUUGAAAUGGCCUUCAACUACCACUACCAUGAAGUGGUCGACCUGAUUGGAAACAUGUUCAUCGCAAUAUUCAAGGGUCUGCAAGAGAAUUUUGCCGAGGAGAUUGCAAUAGUUCACAAACAGUAUCCUGCAGAACCGUUCAAGUUCCUGGAACCCAGUUUGAUACUGGACUACUGUGAGGGGGUGCACAUGCUACAGGAAGCGGGGGUGGAGAUGGAGGAAGGGGACGAUCUUAGCACACCUGCGGAGAAACUUCUCGGCAGACUCAUCAAAGCAAAGUACGACACUGAUUUCUUCAUCCUCGACAAGUUUCCGCUGUCAGUUCGACCUUUCUACACAAUGCCGGACCCAGAAAAUGAAAAAUGGUCGAACUCGUAUGACAUGUUUAUGCGGGGUGAGGAGAUUCUUUCUGGAGCCCAGAGAAUCCACGACUCAGCGUUUCUACUGGAGAGAGCCAAGUUACACGAAAUAGAUAUUGACAAAAUAAAAGGAUACAUUGAUGCGUUCAAGUACGGUGCACCGCCCCAUGCUGGUGGAGGAAUUGGAAUGGAGCGGGUCAUGAUGCUCUAUCUUGGCCUUGACAACGUGAGAAAGACGUCCAUGUUUCCACGUGACCCCAAGAGACUGACGCCAUAACCAACUAUUAAAUCUUCCCGCCUACCCUGCCGUUGUAUCUCAGUAACAUGGCAACGACUGCAACUGGAAGAAUUCCUAUUUAAAACUGUCUGAUAAAUAUAAUCAUUGCUAAACAUUUGUUAUUAUAAUCGAUAUAGGGUUUGAAAUAGCAGUCUGCGAGAAGCCAAAAGCAGUCGAUUAUUUUUAGACUUAGCAGGUGCAAUAGAAAUUCACUUGCUAAAAGUAUUUAUAAACACUCUUUAGAAAAUUACAGGUACGGUUUCAAGAGAGAUAUGCAUGUAAGAUUAAUUUUAAAAUUACAGGUAAGGUUUCAUGAGAGAUAUGCAUGUAAGAUUAUUUUUAAAAUCACAGGUAAUGUUUCAAGAGAGAUAUGCAUGUACAGUUAUUUCAGCUGUUAUUUAGCUCGUGUUUCUGUUACCUUCUCAUUCCAUACUGCUGCAGAACACAUCUCAGAGUUUAAUUAAAUUUUGUCCCAA